CAUAACCAUUUCUCACAUGAGUAUCAAAACAAUUUGCUUUGCUUCAUUCAGCACUGAAGCCACCUGCAACAAAAGGGCCAAUAUUCAUUGCCCCCUUCAUAUCGGACCAUCUGUUGCCAUCUGUUACUUGGGUACCCAAGCUGGCCAUGGAAUUAGAGCCAGGGGCCGGGCCGGGCUCACUCACACGGCCCUGCUCAAAAUGCCGUGCUCGAGAAACGACAUUAGAGAGCAGAUCCCACGCGGUAUGCAAAGACUGUUUCAUGAACUUCGUCGCUACAAAAUGCAUCAAACAAAUAGGCCUCCUCGGCAAGGAGACCCGUCCUCCUCCGCCCGCAUCCGGAGGCCCGCCUACCGAAACCCGCCGGUACCUUCUCGGACUUUCGCUGGGCGUGUCUUCGACCGUCCUCCUGCACCUCCUCAACGAGAACAUCGAAUUCCAACUUGCCAAGGGCCGCAACGCCCCCUUCGAGUUGGUAGUCAUCCACGUCGACACCAGUCUGUUUCUCCCAGAUCAGAACGGGCAGUCUCGUCUCGCCCCCGCCCUUGACGCCUACCGCCAGCGAUACCCGCGCUUCACUUUCCACUGCAUCCCGCUCUCCUCCACCUUGGACCUUAGCAGUACGAACCCCGACGACAUAGACUGGUCCUCACUCCCUUUCCGUUCCCCCUUUUCCCAAAGACAAGGGUCAUCAGACUCCGAACCAUCACCGCCACAACCAUCCAUAGACGACACCGAAAAAACCCUCCAAACUCUUCUCGCCUCGCUCCCCUCAGCCGCCUCCCGCGCCGACAUCGUCCGCCUCCUGACCCGCCACGCUCUCGUCUCCCAAGCCCACCAGCACGGCUGCCAGGCCCUGCUCCUCGGGCACAGCACCACGGCGCUGGCCGAGCUGACCCUGGCCGAGGCGGCCAAAGGCAGAGGGUUUUCCUUGCCGUGGCUGGUCCGCGACGGGCCCAGCCCGACAGACGACGACGAGGACGACGACGACUUUUCUUCUUCAAUUCCAGAUGACCACACUGCUACCGCUAGUGUAAACCCUACGUCAAAUCAUGCAGGAGGGGGAAAGGACCGGGGAAGGAGGAGGAGGUUAUUAAUCUACCAUCCGCUAAGGGAACUGCAGCGGCGGGAACUCGCAACGUACGCCUCGCUGACCGAGCCGGCACUAACCCCCCUCCUCGGUCUCGCAUCGCCAUCACUAGACAAUUCCAACAGCAGCAACAACAGGAUAGUCUCGCACAAGGACCUGAGCAUCGAGGAGGUCAUGGCGCGGUACUUUGGCGAGGUCGAGGCCGAGUACCCCUCGGUGAUUGCCAACGUGGUGCGGACGGCGGGCAAGUUGGUGCCGCGGGAAGUUACGGAGCACGAGGGGGACAACAACGAUGAUGAUGAGGAUGAUUAUGAGGAUGAUGGAGAAACAGCAGGAGGAGAAGGGAGUAAGAAGAAGAGAAGAGAAGGAAGGUGCGGGCUGUGCAGGAUGCCGCUUGACCUGGCUGGGGAUGAGCGGUGGCGUGGCGAGUUGGGGGAGAAGAAGGAGAUAAGCCUCCAGGGGCGGAAGGGCAGGUCCAGGUUGUGCUAUGGGUGCGAGAGGUCUACUGCUGGGUAGCUAGGUAUGUAGGUAGCUACCUUCGGCUGCCUCUUGGUUGUAUAUACCAUAUGGUUUGGUAGGUGCGCGAUUUUGAGGAGCCGCACUUGAAUGUGGUAUCUUGAGGCGGGAGACUGGAUUGUCCUACUCCCGCCUGCUCUCUAACAUAGGCAUCUUGUAUGUGACCCCGGUAUAUACAAUGCCAAAGAAGGACUAAACGCUAAUUGCCCUUUUCAUACCCAACGCCAGUUGAUGUGGUUAAAAUAAAU
This is a messenger RNA of Canariomyces notabilis, 1852 nucleotides long. RefSeq lists its product as uncharacterized. The coding region runs from base 147 to 1604 and encodes 485 amino acids. The transcript is spliced from 2 exons. Gene Ontology annotation, biological process: tRNA wobble position uridine thiolation. Lineage: Eukaryota; Fungi; Ascomycota; Sordariomycetes; Sordariales; Chaetomiaceae. Gene Ontology annotation, cellular component: cytosol. The record is from RefSeq and is a predicted model, not a curated record. Gene Ontology annotation, molecular function: sulfurtransferase activity; tRNA binding.